CAUAAAUGGGGAAGAUCCAUAUAGGUUCUAUACUUGGAAUAUCACUUAUGGUGAUAUUUACCCUCUUGGUGUUAAGCAACAGGGGAUAUUGAUAAACGGGCAGUUUCCGGGGCCACAGAUUGAGUCGGUGACAAAUGACAAUUUGAUUAUCAGUGUUUUCAACAGUUUGGACGAGCCUUUUCUCAUCUCAUGGAAUGGGGUGCAGCAGAGAAGGAACUCAUGGCAAGAUGGAGUGUGUGGCACCAACUGCCCCAUCCCACCGAGGAAGAACUUCACUUAUGUACUUCAAGUCAAGGAUCAGAUUGGUAGCUACUUCUACUUCCCCUCCCUUGCCUUCCACAAGGCUGCAGGGGGCUUCGGUGGCAUCAAAAUUUCCAGCCGCUCUGUGAUUCCCGUCCCUUUCAAUCCACCUGCCGGAGAUUACACCAUUUUGGCAGGUGACUGGUUCAAGCAAAAUCACACGGAUUUGAAAGCCAUCUUGGAUGGCGGGAAUAAUCUUCCCUUCCCGGAUGGCCUCCUUAUCAAUGGUCGUGGAUCAAAUGGGUUCACAUUCACAGUUGAUCAAGGCAAGACUUACAGGUUCCGGAUUUCAAAUGUUGGGCUUACUACUUCCAUUAACUUCAGAAUCCAGGGGCAUAAGAUGCUCCUGGUUGAGGUGGAAGGCACACACACGCUGCAGAAUACUUAUGACUCCCUCGACAUCCAUUUGGGGCAGUCCUACUCUGUACUGGUUACUGCCGAUCAGCCUGCACAGGACUACUAUAUGGUUGUCUCAACACGUUUCACCUCCCCAGUGCUCUCGGCAACAUCUAUCUUUCAUUACAGUAACUCAGCAGAAAGCGUUUCCGGUCCUCCCCCUGGUGGACCGACAACUCAGAUUGAUUGGUCACUUAACCAGGCACGAUCUGUUAGGAAAAAUCUAACAGCAAGUGGACCAAGACCUAAUCCUCAAGGCUCAUACCAUUACGGGAUGAUCAACACUACCCGGACAAUCAGACUUGCAAACUCUGCUCCAAUCAUCACUGACAAGCAGAGAUAUGCUGUCAAUAGCGUGUCGUUCAUCCCAGCAGACACGCCUCUUAAACUUGCUGACUACUUUAAGAUUUCGGGGGUCUUCUCCCUUGCAAGCAUCUCAGAUAACCCAACUGGUGGUGGUGGUUACCUCCAGACUUCUGUCAUGGCUGCUGAUUUCCGAGCUUAUGUUGAGAUUGUGUUUGAGAAUCAAGAAGACACCGUGCAGUCGUGGCAUAUUGAUGGCCACGUGUUCUUUGUGGUUGGAAUGGAUGGAGGACAGUGGUCAUCUGACAGAAGAUCGAGUUACAAUUUAAGGGACACAAUUUCACGUUGCACGGUUCAGGUGUAUCCGAACUCAUGGACUGCAGUUUACAUGCCUUUGGAUAAUGUGGGAAUGUGGAACAUAAGAUCGGAGAACUGGGCUCGACAGUAUUUAGGUCAGCAGUUCUAUCUCCGUGUUUAUUCCCCUGCAAAUUCAUGGAGAGACGAAUAUCCCAUCCCGAGCAACGCUCUUCUCUGUGGUCAAGCAUUGGGCCAUAAAACUCGUCCUCUAUAAAAUGUUACAAUCUGAAGGUCACGAAAGGGUGACCGGUUCACUGAUCAGAAAUAUUAGAGGUUCCUA
Molecule: messenger RNA, 1636 nt
Organism: Camellia sinensis
Lineage: Eukaryota; Viridiplantae; Streptophyta; Magnoliopsida; Ericales; Theaceae
Source: RefSeq, a predicted model, not a curated record